AUGAAUGAUUACUUCAUCGAUUAUAACCCACGCUUCCCAAUAUUUGCUAUUAGAGUAGUAAAAGGCCUUGCCAUUCACAGAGUGUCAGACCACGCUAGACUUGCAGUAAUUCCUAUUAGAAAUAUAGCUUUAGUGGCGAAUUACAAUUGGGACGUUUCCACUGGUAAAUUUCUGUCAAUUUUCUUCAAGGAUGGAACCAUUAGGAUUCACGAUAUCUUUAAAGACGGUAGAUUAGUCUCAUUUUUAAGAAUACCGAGAACAAAUAUAUCAAGAGGUAUAUGGGACCGAAUUCCAUUAAAAUAUGAAUCUGGUCAUCGAAGUUUUGCCUAUAAUGUAAUCGAUGUAUUACCAAAAUUAAUUCGAUUCGUCAAGGAUUCUAAAAGAGUAACUAUUGCACCUUACACUCCACCGAAUAGUCUAUGGAGAGGUCCCGAUGAGGAUGAUCCUGAAAAUCGUGAAAAAUUAGACAUUCACGUAAUAUUUAAUGAAGGAAACGACAAAAUCACAGUUUUUUUUAAUGGUGACUACGCUAUUCUUUUGCCAGUAAGUGAUUUUGAGAACGAGAAGAUCCUUAAAUCGGUAGUUAAAGUACAGGAUGGUUUUUAUCAUUGCUUAUAUAAUGAUGGAACUGUAUCAACUUUAAACUUGGAACGGCUAUUACAGAGCGAACCAUCAGUGGACUUAUUGCGCUAUAUGAUGGUAAUAAAAGAGCUUAUAGGUUACUUGCUCGCGCAUAUAGAGUUUAUUAACCGGGAAUUAACAACGCCGUAUGUGGAUUUCCUCAAAAGAAUAUGUGAUGAAGCCUAUGGGUAUAGUAAGCUGAAGUCAGAACUAGAAUGUUUAUUUUUAUUAGGAGAAGUUCCAUGCGAUUUAGACGAUUGGUUAUGCAAUGCAGUGGGUGAGAAGAAUUUCAAAAGAUGGAAAGUUUUGGGCUGCGAAGCUUACCAAAAGACUGUUCAGGUUUUUACUUUGGCGUUUGUGCCCACAUGUGAAAGGAUCAUUAUUUUUGUCCAAAAAGUAAAAGGUGUAUUAGAAGCCUUUUCUAUUCAAGAUGAAUCUGACAAUAAUGCUGAUUUAACAGCAGUUGAACUUCUAUUAAAACAAUCUCAGGAGCUAUUGAAUAUUACUUUGAAAUCAAUAAUUGACCUGGGAAAAGAUGAAGCACUUUUUGAAAAGUUCUUGAUGUGGUUUAACGAUAGGAUUCAUGAAGGGCUAGACGAGGACUACAAAUCCAAAUUUGAAUUUGAAGAUGACCCUUACUUUGGGUACGACUUAUUAAAUUUCUUUGAGAAAUUUUUAUUUGGCGGAAAUACAGAUUCCAGCUCGGUAAUCGAUAUGAAUCUCUAUAGAGAUCUAAUUAAUAGCAUGACUGAUAUGGAGAAAGAUAUUGCAAAGAACAAUGUAAAUCCACAUAUCCAACGGCAAAUUUUAUUUCAAUCAAAAGCGGAUGUUUUUUCACAAAGGUACCCGUCCUCUCAAAUAAAUUUACUUGAUGCCAUAAAACUACCAAAACAGAAUUAUAUUGUUUAUCUCCUUCAGGUGACUGAAAAAAAGAAUACUCAAGAGGCUCCUAUGGAAGCAAAUACACAAAAGUUAUAUAUAGGGACACUGAAAGAUGAAUCCCUAAAUAUCGUAUCAAGGGAAUCGUCUAUCAAGAUUCCAGAGCCUUUUAAGAGCUAUGAUUUGAACAGUGCAAGAUUCGCACCGAAAAUGGUUCCCAACUUCAUCAGGGAAAUUGAACAGAUAAACAGUAACUAUAACUAUAAUCACAAUGCUAAAUUUGGAGAGGAAGAAGAUGACGACGAGGAAGAUGAUGGCACUAUAACUAUUCCUACAUAUAUUACGGAAAGUGAGAAAAGUGAAGAUUUCAUAGCAUGCACCACGAAGAUUUCGGUAGAUGGGAGAAGCGCCUCACUGGUGUUUCCAAAAGGAAACGAAGUCAAUAAAAAUAUAAAUAGAUAG
Molecule: messenger RNA, 1962 nt
Organism: Saccharomyces eubayanus
Lineage: Eukaryota; Fungi; Ascomycota; Saccharomycetes; Saccharomycetales; Saccharomycetaceae
Gene: APC4
Product: anaphase promoting complex subunit 4
Exons: 1
Coding region: 1-1962 (653 amino acids)
Biological process (GO): anaphase-promoting complex-dependent catabolic process; protein K11-linked ubiquitination; positive regulation of mitotic metaphase/anaphase transition
Cellular component (GO): nuclear periphery; anaphase-promoting complex
Source: RefSeq, a predicted model, not a curated record